AGUCAGUGUAGUAUCAAUCUUUAAAUUUCAUUCUCAGCAAGAGAAGAUAGUAUUAGGUUACUGUUACUUUCCUGCCCAUACAGACUAACACAGUGGCUAGCUAGGGAAGAAAGCUACACAUCUUGAAAGCUAAAGAUAUGGACUGUUUACCCAGAACUUGGUAGACAAUUACAACAGAGACAAAGGUCCCAUUAAGACAACCAUUAACUUGAAAUCACCAAAGAUGAAGAUAAAAGUAGAUGCUGCUGUGAUUAGGCUCAAAGGAGAGGUUGGAGGAGAAGUGAUCUUUCGCUGCCCGGUUGAACGAAGGGAUAUUCAACAUCUGUUCUUGCAGAAGGACCUUUCUUUUGUGAAUGGCUACUAUAAAGAAAAAGUCCUACCUAGCACAUGGCCGAACACAAAGAUGGAUAAGGAAACAAUGACUGUGCACAUGAACAGUUUGAACGUUUCGCACGAAGGGAACUAUGACUGUUUGAUCGAAUACACCAACACUCAUGAAACUCUUCCAACAGUUAUACACCUCAGUAUCACAGCAAACUUCAGUGUGCCGGCAUACACAGUGCUCCAUCAGGAUGAAACCCAUUGGCUAGUGACGUGUUCAUCUCAUGGCGGCUACCCGACCUCUACGAUGAUCUGGAACACAGAUGGGAGUGAGAUGGUGAAAGUUGUUAACAGCAGUGAAAUGACUGAUCCUAUCACCUUGACAAUCAACAGCUCCAGUACUGCUCUCUUCAACUGCUCCAAGGGAGAGAUGAAGUUAAUCAGCUGCUCUGUAGGGAGCGUCACAUCACCACUGUUCUCUGUCUGUACAUCCAAGCCUCCUGACCCUCAAAGUUACAGUCUGAUAAUAGUAGCCACCAUUCUUGUAGGUGUUACAUUGUGUGUCACAUUUGUGUGUUUGUGGCACAAACGCAAGAAAAGACAUGAAGGAACACCAGCAGCACCUGUAAGGCAAAAUCAGCUCAAUGGAAAUGAAGGGUCAGGAACUACUCCCACAAGAGAAGAGAAAAUUGCCCUCACAGCAGAAGACGCACCCUGAGAGCUGAAUUGGAGUAGAAGACACUCUGAUUAGAUUGAGCAAUGUUCUCAAAUCUAGGACUGAACUGUGUGUCACUCAAGUGUACAUCACAUGUGUUACUGACUACUAGGAAGCUAGAACUGACCAGUAACCAAGGAUCACGUGCAGUCUAGAAUUCCCUGACAUUUGUGAAUGUAUGAGGAACUAUUUUCAAAAAGUAUUCUUUUACUGGUGAAGCACAUUUAGCUUUUUCUUAAGAAAUACUGGACUUCCCCCCACAAAAAGACUUUUUCAAUGUUUGGGGAUGAAUUUGUUGUUGCGAGCUGGAGAUCAGGCCCUGAUUGGAAAGACCCUGCAGCAUGUUGACCAGUAAAGACAAAAACCCCAAACACUGCUUAGAGACUUAUUUAAUUGAUAAACUGACCUCUAUGUAUGAUGAAGCCGUUACACUUUAUGUGUGUCAUUUUGCACUGCGCUUCAUUGUCUUAAAUGCAGCUUAUUGUUAUAGCACUUUGAAAUGCCCUGUUUUUAUCUUUUUUUUUAACUUUUCAAUGUCGUAAUUGAAGAGUUAAUGUAAGUUUCAAUCUGUACUGUAGUUCCCUUUUUUACAUUCAGGGUUUUAAUUUUGAAUUGUUAAUUGUGUCAGUAUCAAAAGCUGCAAAUAAUGCCAAUAAUGCUGCUGGAGAUUUUAUUCUCUGCAUUUUGCUUCUCCAUUUGAAUAUUGGAAAUGUAAGGUGCCGUAUUGACACAGUCCACUUUGGUACCUGUAUGUGCAAUAUUGUCCAGAAACUGAAUGUUUUUUUUAAUCUUAUUUGAACUGCUUUUUGCAUUUAUGCUUUGCGUUCUUUUCCUCAUACAUAUUUCAUGUUUUCUCAGGUUAUUGUUCUCAUGUGAAAAAAAACCUGUUCAAAUUAUAAAAAGCCAUAUAUUUAUUCAUUUUAUUUAACGCCUGCCUUUCUUCAAUGUCACAUAACAUUGUUUACAAUAUCUGUAAGCAGACCUCAAUUAUUCAUCCUUCUUCAGAAAUGUAAACAAUGGCUGCUUUCCAGAAUCCCUUUGUAUAAAACACUUUUCUACUGUUUUUACUCAGUUUUUUUAUUUGUUUGUUUGUUUGUUUGUUAUCUUAUUUAUCAGUCAGUAGCCCAAUCCAUAGGGUCCGUAAAAACCAGAGCAUUGCCAGGUAAAGUCCUUGACAAAGACUGGAAAUAGACUAUAAUAGCACUACUGCGUGGUUCCACAACUCUGACAUAUAUAGGAUGAAUAAGGUGUCUUGUUCAUUUUUUGCAUAUUUGAUAUUGAAAUGUCCAGGCAAUUAAACUUGUGAAACAAAACUUGAGUUCACUUA
Molecule: messenger RNA, 2363 nt
Organism: Notolabrus celidotus (New Zealand spotty)
Lineage: Eukaryota; Metazoa; Chordata; Actinopteri; Labriformes; Labridae
Exons: 6
Coding region: 224-1039 (271 amino acids)
Biological process (GO): T cell costimulation; immune response; cell surface receptor signaling pathway
Cellular component (GO): external side of plasma membrane
Source: RefSeq, a predicted model, not a curated record